AUGACCGAACUCACCCCGUACGAGCUCGAGCGCGAGCGCAGAAUCGCGGUGAACCGACAGCGCAUGCUCGCCCUCGGUUUGCGUCGCGACGACGUGCGCAUGCACGACGCGUCGCGCGCGCGCGCGUCGGGGAAAGAUUCAAAAGCGGCCGCGACAGCUCGAGCGGUGAAAUCGCCGACGAAAUCGCGUCGCGCGCGCGACGCGAGCGAACGCGACGACGUCCGACGGUCGUCUCGACGGCGUGGGAUCGCGCCCGAGCGCUUCGCGUCGACGAGCGACGACGCGCGCGAGAGCGAUGGAGGCGAGGGGUCGAGGCGAGGCGACGACGAGACGACGGCUGAGACGCGAGCGCUGCACGAACGCGCGGCGGAGGCGUACGCGGCGAGAAACGCGGGGAAACAGGCGCGCGCGGCGAUCGUGGGGACGACGUCGUAUAAUCACACGCUCAUGCGCGUGAAGACGAUGGACGAACGAGGGCUGGAGCGAAGGAUGCACGCCAUCAGAAACGCGCGCGGAAAGCACUGCGUGACGAAGAUGCGGCUGUUCGCUCGAGUGUUGUUUUUGGAGGGAUACGAGGACUUAGCGGGGAUGUGCGUGGAGGCGCUGGAGGAAUUAGUGGCGGAACUGGGCGAUCCGGACGAGGAGGACAUGAAGGCGGCGGCGGUGGACAUCGCGCGAGAGGAGAGAGACGGAGCGAACUUUCGUUGCGACGCCGCCACCGACUUGUCGGACCCGUCCGUGUACGCGGACGUCGUUCGCAUCGAAGCCAAAGCCGUGAGCGCGAUGGCGGUGGAUGAAAAACCUACGAGCGCCGCGCUCGCGGGAAUCCCCAACGCGAAUCGCUGGCAGGUCGCCGCCGCGGCGCUCGUCGGCGCCGACGGCGCGCUCAAGCCGAGCGGCAACGUCGUGUCGUUCGACAAAAACGGCGCGUACCACGUCGCGCGCGUCACGCCCGAGAUGCGUAAAAAGAUGAAGAGAUGA
Messenger RNA from Ostreococcus lucimarinus CCE9901, 981 nucleotides. RefSeq lists its product with no specific name. The transcript has a single exon. NCBI's taxonomy places the organism in Eukaryota, Viridiplantae, Chlorophyta, Mamiellophyceae, Mamiellales, Bathycoccaceae. Bases 1 to 981 code for a protein of 326 amino acids. The record is from RefSeq and is a predicted model, not a curated record.